This is a messenger RNA of Seminavis robusta, 3939 nucleotides long. The record is from the annotation of a GenBank genome assembly. NCBI's taxonomy places the organism in Eukaryota, Bacillariophyta, Bacillariophyceae, Naviculales, Naviculaceae.
GCCAUUUCUCGCAUCAAUUCUUAAGUGAAGCAACCACCCAGAAUCAAUGCUUCUCACAGUUUGAAUUUUUUAGAAACGCAAAGAGAAGACAAUGGCGGCCGCUGUAUGUAACUACGGGAGCACCAAGGAUACACCGAUAGCACCAACCACCAUGGCAGACACUACCAGUAUCAGCGUCAAGUCUACAGGCGACGCGACUCCCGAUACAGUCCCGUUGUCUUCCGACUCAGAGCGACCAGCAGAAGCCGGCAAGAAGAGUUCGCGCUCCCGCAAAUCCUCCAAGUCUUCUUCUUCUACUAGUGCUACUAGUGCUAGUGCUAGUGCUAGUGCUACUAGUGCUACUAAUAUUAAUAGUAGCAACGGUGGCACCUUGAAGAAGCAGUCUUCCAAUCGACGCUUGAACGGCCAAGGCAGCAGCAGCAGUGGCAAAGAACGACGCGAAAGCAGCAGACUCACGAAAACCCCUAACCCUAAAAAGUCGAGCCUGUCGAAGUCCACGUCGCGCCGGCACAGUCACGCAAUCACCCAGCUCGGGAUUAACCCAUUAGCCACGAAUGACGAAGACAAGGACAACAAUGCCGUUGCUAAUGGUAAUGCUCUGCAGCAAGUGGAACAACAAGCUAGCACCACUAGCUUUUCAGAAGAAGGAAGUCUUCGCUUCAGUACUCUGCAAAACAGUCCCAGCACUGCCAUCACCAGCAGUUGUACCAGCUUUAGUACUACCACCAACCAGCAAUCUGCUGCCACCAUUCUGGUACUCCCACGACCAGCUGAUUCCUAUACCACCACCACAACCAGUGAAAGUCACAGCACGGGCAUGAGCUCCACUUCUGCUAUGCAUAGUAGCCAGCACAAACACAUCUUGGUGGCAGAUCCAGAUGCCAUGCUAGCGCAGAUCUUGCAAGCCGUGGGACAAUCAACACAAGAAGAUCCAAAUGGGAAACAUCCUCUCUUGUCGGAUCAACUGGCGGCAGCCAUGCACAAACUGGUCCAGACAGCCACUGAGAAUGGGACCAUUGUGGUGCCUCCUGCUGCUACUGGUACAAACAACAACACUUCUCCAAGUAGUCAGAAUAGUAGCAAUAGCAACACCAACACAAACAACAGACUGGACCAACUGCAAAGGCAAAUGGAGGAAAUGAACAAACACCAACAAGCACUCUUGGAAUUUCAGAAACAGACUCUUCAGGAACGACAAAAAAUGGAACAGACACUACAGCAACAGUCACAGUUGAUUCAGCAGCAAGCUGACAUGCUGCAACAGCAACAGGCACAAAUACAACAAUUGACCCACAAAAUUGAACAACCAGAACCACAGAGGAGAAAUCAUCCAUCCUCUCCCACCAAAGAGCAGCAGCAGACUGCCAAAGAACCAGCACUGCAGUACACACCCAGUCCCACAAAAGACGAAACAAUGGAAACCAGUCAAAUGCUCGACCGAUUGGCGGCCUUUGAAGAACUAGAAGCAUCCUUUAAAGACUUGGCCAUGUUGGGGCUGCCCGUAAGGGAAAUUAAGGUCAUUGAAGACACACCAAAUGCCAAGCCAAUGGCCAUUACGACACGUGUCAAAGAUGACGAAGACGACAGCUCGGAACCAGGACAUCACGAGCCAGGUAUUGUCAGCAAAAAGGAUGGAUUAGUAGAUGUGUGGACUUGCCCCUCGUGUAAUUUUGAACAUGAAGUCACGGCAUUGCAAUUUUGUGGAGUCUGUGGAACAUCCAAACCAGAAGAAAACAAAUUUGAGGUUUCCUUCGCAGUGGAUUCACCCUUUAUCAAACCAGACGACAAUGACGAGGGCAGCAAGUUUGAAGUUUCGUUCGCGGCAGAUUCCCCCUUCGGCAAACCGGCAGACAAGGCUGCGGACGACAAUCACAAAUUCGAAACGUCAUUCCAGGCAAACUCUCCCAACCAAAGUCCCAGAAAAAACAACGACAAGCCUCGAAGAUCCGUGUCGCCACCACGUGCACAGGAACCAUUGAUUCAACUCCAAUUGCACAAGGAGCUACUGAAAACAGAUAAGGAGGAGAUACCCAAGGAUAUGCCACCCAAGUCACCCAUGCGACGAAGCAACAAAUUUGCACGAUCCAAAUCAGCCACAGAUGCCAACCUUGCGACCACACCCAAACGGACACGUCCACGAAUUCCGCCACGGUCCAAGACACAAAUGGAGGAUCAGCUGGCGAAACGCAUGAUUGUGGGAGGAUCGUAUCAUGGAGGUUCAGGAGGAACCGCCACAACUCCCAAAAAGACGGGUGGACGGGGGCGAGCGAAUAUGGAGAAUCGCAUGGCACAACAAGUUCUCACUGCUGCUUCCUACCAUGGGCAGGAACGGCAAAAGGAAGAGGAAGAAGAAAUUGUCAUCAAGUGUCUCGAUGGCAACGGUGGUACGGAAUUGUUGGACAUGGAUAUUCUGAAUCAGCAACUGUCACAGUUGUCAACCUUUGAUUCCGCUCCGGCGGCAUCCGCUGGAGCAGCACCAACUGCAUCGGCUCCCAAAACUCCCAAGAUCAACAAGCGCCGACAGGUAAUUCGACGUUCAAAAUCAGCAUUGGAUGAUCCGGGGGCAUCGCUUCCCGCCGCACCCCCCGUGUCGACGGGUGGAUUUGCGGGAACAACCCAUCGACCAUCCGUUCGAAAGGCCAUUCCACGACGAGGCAGGGCCAACUCGACCGAUCAGUUGCGCCUGCAUCAGCUCCAAUUCCAAGGCGGCGGCGAGGACGCUGCCGCCUCUGCUGACGAUGAGCCUACGAACCCUGCCCCUGCGCACGACAAUAACGUUGCGUCAGCACAACCAACCAACUCUUCUGACCGUCGUGGAAUUUUAGGAGUUGCAGUGAGCGCAUUCCACAAAUCACCAAAGAAAGCAAUAACGGCGUUCAAGCUCGCUGGCGGUGCCAUGCCAAAGGCGCUCGUUGGAGGUGGAAAAGACAAGGGUCGUGGAUUUCUUCUUGAUUCUGACGAUGAAAGCAACAGUCAAGACGACGACGACGACCACAGAAAGACCAACAGGUCCAGCAGUUUUCGCCAGCUAUCGGAUGAACCUGAUCCUCCAAAAAUUGACGCUGUCACAAUGACGCCCGGGAGAAAGUCCAUACGGUCUUCCGUGGCAAGCAAAUCUGGGUGGAACAAGUGGUUCAAGGCUGCUCCUCUUGCCGACGAAGUAACAAAGGAUACACAGGAGAACGAGUGCGAAUUUGAUAUUGACGAUUCUGUUCAUGAUAUCGAUGACGAGGAAGAAGUCAACAUGGAAUCGAUCGAUGAAAGCGAGUCUGAUUUGGUCAGAAGGCCACGCCUCCGACGCAACAAAUCUAAUGAAAUGACUUCGGAUCGUUCCUCUGGUCAUAGCAACCGCCGUGCUAGCACUCGUGCAUCGGUCCGCGAAGAAUUUCGGGGAUCGGAACGUGGGUCCAAUCAGGGUAUGCGAGAUGCAAGGACACGUCCUCGCAGGGCCAAGUCCAUGGACAACACCGACGACCACUCCGAUGCUAUUCAGAACUUCCACAGCGGCGAUUUUGGUGACACACAGGCCACAACCGAAAGUGCCAAAGCCGGAAAACCUCGCGAGAUGAAUCGUCGCCGUCGCGCUUCUGCGGUUCAGCGACGAAAAGUGGGAUCGGAUGGGCCAGAAAAUGCAGAGGACCUCAAGAGCAGGACGGAGCAACUGAAGCAGCGUGUUCAAGGUCUCCGAAAGGGUUCCGGAGAGCUGCAAAGAACCCCGAAAGCGGAAGCCGCUGACGACAUUUCAGAGUCUACCGACGGGUGCACAAUCUAUCUCGAGAACAGCAUCGGCAACAUGUCGGAAAUUACUUCGCCUGCCAUGUAGUAACCGGCUCAAGCUUUUUAAAAAUCGUUGUAGAGUACUGAAGUAGGGAAUUAGUUGUACACGAAUUGUGCGAACUGCAAAGUAACUACUAGAAUAGGAAUGAAGUAGCUAGCUAG